Triticum turgidum subsp. durum (durum wheat) is the source of this 1518-nucleotide messenger RNA. The record is from the annotation of a GenBank genome assembly. NCBI's taxonomy places the organism in Eukaryota, Viridiplantae, Streptophyta, Magnoliopsida, Poales, Poaceae.
AUGCCUUGUACAAGCACCAAAUCCGCUCCUCAAACUGCUGGACGUGUACUAGCUCUGCCUCUUUGCUCUUUUCUAAUCAUCGCGGCAGCGUCGCAAAUUUGUUGCCUUCCAUUCCACCCACCUCGCGACCCCCCCUACAUGAUGCAGUUCACCCAUGCUGCAGUGACUGCACCGCCUCUCUACCCUAAUGGACACCACGGGCUAGGGCUAGGGCUCUUUCUUGACGUCGGCGCGCCGAGGGCACGCCCGUGGCCGGCUGCUGGGAGCUUGUUCCCGACGCUGCCGCCCUCCUCAAAGAUCUCCCUGGGGAACCUCAACAGCGCCGGCUGCAUGGAGCAGCUUCUAGUGCACUGCGCCAACGCCAUCGAGGCCAACGACGCCACGCUCACGCAGCAGAUUCUGUGGGUGCUCAACAACAUCGCCCCCGCCGACGGGGACUCCAACCAGCGGCUCACGGCGGCGUUCCUCUGCGCGCUCGUCGCGCGCGCUUCCAGGACGGGGGCGUGCAAGGCGGUGACCGCGGCCGUGGCCGCCGCGGUCGAGUCGGCCGCGCUCCACGUGCACCGCUUCACGGCCGUCGAGCUCGCCAGCUUCGUCGACCUCACGCCGUGGCACCGGUUCGGCUACAUGGCCGCCAACCACGCCAUCCUUGAGGCCGUGGAGGGCUUCUCCGUCGUUCACGUCGUCGACCUCAGCACGACGCACUGCAUGCAGAUCCCGACCCUCAUCGACAUGCUCGCCAGCCGGGCCGAGGGCCCCCCGAUACUCCGGCUCACCGUCGCCGAUGUCGGGUGCAGCGGGCCACCGCCGGCGCUCGACAUGUCCUACGACGAGCUAGGCGCGAAGCUUGUCAACUUCGCGCGAUCCCGCAACGUGACAAUGGACUUCCGGAUGGUGCCCACCUCGCCGGCCGACGCCUUCACUUCCUUAGUCGACCAGCUCCGGGUGCAGCAGCUGGUCUCGGACGGCACCGAGGCGCUCAUCCUCAACUGCCACAUGCUGCUGCACACCGUGCCGGACGAGACGGCCGGGUCGGUGAGCCUUACUCAGUCGGUCUCGCUCCGGACCAUGCUCCUCAAGUCCAUCCGAACCCUCGACCCAACGCUGGUCGUGGUGGCCGAGGAGGAUGCCGACUUCACGGCGGGGGACGUGGUGGGGAGGCUCCGGGCGGCGUUCAACUUCCUGUGGAUCCCGUACGACGCCGUGGACACCUUCCUGCCCAAGGGGAGCGAGCAGCGGCGGUGGUACGAGGCGGAGGUCGGGUGGAAGGUGGAGAACGUGCUGGCGCAGGAAGGGGUGGACAGGGUGGAGCGGCAGGAGGACCGGGCGAGGUGGGGGCAAAGGAUGCGCGGCGCGGGGUUCCGGGCGGUGGCUUUCGGCGAGGAGGCGGCCGGGGAGAUAAGGACAAUGUUGAACGAGCACGCGGCCGGGUGGGGGAUGAAGCGGGAGGACGACGACCUCAUGCUCACAUGGAAGGGGCACAACGUUGUUUUCGCCUCGGCGUGGGCACCGUCGUGA